Drosophila navojoa is the source of this 1308-nucleotide messenger RNA. RefSeq names its product facilitated trehalose transporter Tret1. Gene Ontology annotation, cellular component: membrane. The record is from RefSeq and is a predicted model, not a curated record. NCBI's taxonomy places the organism in Eukaryota, Metazoa, Arthropoda, Insecta, Diptera, Drosophilidae. Gene Ontology annotation, molecular function: transmembrane transporter activity. Gene Ontology annotation, biological process: transmembrane transport.
AUGGUCCUGGCUAAGUCGAUAUUGGUCGCUCUGGUGGCCUCGUUUGGUGGGUUCAUUGUUGGCGUAUCCCUGGGGUGGUCGGGGCCCAUCGGAAGCGUAAGGUGCAUCGGCGCGUCAUACGUGUUCCAGCCGAGUCCCGUGCACUGGGCAUUCAUAUGCUCGAUCAUUGCAGUGGGUGCCGCUAUCAUGUGCGUGCCCGCGGGCAUCAUGAUCAGCUCGUUCGGCCGGAAGCCGAUCAUGAUGGGCAUGGUGCUGCCGAGCAUCGCCGGCUGGGCCCUCAUCAUUAGCGCGGAGCACCUGAGCAUGAUGUACAUCGGCCGACUGCUGAUUGGAAUGGGCAACGGCGGCAUCGGCGUGGCCGUCACCAUAUACAACAAUGAGGUGGCCGAGCUGCACAUGCGCGGAAUGCUGAACUGCUUCUUCAACCUGAUGCUGGUCCAUGGCACUCUCUAUGCCUACCUCCUGAACUCGUGCCAGGACUUACAGACGUACAACUUUGCGUGCGGCCUGCUGCCUCUGGCCUAUGCCGGCAUUCUUAUAUGGGUGCCCGAGUCGCCGGUGUACCUGGUGCAGCAGAAUAGGAACGAGAAGGCCAAGGCCACCUUGCAAUGGCUGCGGGGCCCCAAUGCAAACAUUGAGCGAGAAAUGCUGGCGAUAGCGACCAGCCACCAGCCGGAGAGCUACAGCACCAAGGAGGCGCUGCGCGAGAGGGCCACAGUGAGGAGCCUGCUGGCGGUGAUCGGACUGAUGCUGUUCCAGCAGUUCACGGGCAUCAACGCGUAUGUCUUCUACAUGAAGCUGAUGUUCAACGAAGACAACUACAAGGCGUCCAUACAGCUGUGCAUUAUUGUCUUUGCCCUUGCCCAAGUGGUCGCCGCGUAUGUGACCGCAUUGGUCAUUCAGAAAAGCGAGCGCAAGCUCUGGCUCUUUGUGUCGGGCCUCGUGAUUCUGCUGGCCUCCAUUCUCCUGGCGCUGAACUUUCAAUUUCUAAGGACCGCCGACUCCAAGUGGCUAAUAGCCUCCGCCACCGUCAUGUACAGCGCUGCACACGGCCUGGGCGUCGGGCCACUCGUCUGGGUCGUUAUGAUCGAGAUGUUCUCGGAGCGAGUGCUGCCCAUUUGUGAUGCGAUUGUCUCGACUUUCUCGUGGAUUUUUGUUUUUACGAUAGUUUCUGUGUUUCCAUUCGCUAUCACAAGCGAUUUUCCUGCCCUCAUCUUUGGAGUAUUUGCGGCAUUUUCUUGCGGAGGGUGUCUCUUCACUAUCACGUACAUACCGGAAACACACAGUAAAAGCUCGAAGGAUCCAUAG